GGGCCUCAGGGCGCCGGAGCGCGUCCCCGCGGCGCGUGCGCAGUGCGCGUCGUGGCGGUGCGGCGGGCGGCCAUGUCGGAGCGCGUGCUGUUCCGGCGCGGCGCCGGGCAGAGCGACGACUCGGACGUGUGGGACGACACGGCCCUCAUCAAGGCGUACGACAAGGCGGUGGCCUCCUUCAAGAACGCCCUGAAGAAUGGGGAGUGCUCCGAGCCCUCGGACAAGCAGGAGCAGCGCCUGGGGAUGAAGAGGAAGAACAACAAGAAGAACAGAAACAGAAAAAAGAGCAACGCGGCGCCGCUGAAACAGUGGAAAGUUGGUGACAGCUGUAACGCUGUUUGGUCUGAGGACGGUAACGUGUACCUAGCAACUAUUGUCUCCAUAAAUCAGAAGAGGGGCACAUGUGUUGUUACUUACGAUGGAUAUGGAAAUAAGGAGGAGCAGAACCUGUCCGAUCUACUUCCUCCAGCUAACUAUGAAACAAAUGAAAACGAGACUCCAUAUUCAACAGAUGAAAGUGAAAAAUCUUUCCAGUCACCUCAAAACAAAAACAACUGCACAAAGGCAAGAUUCUCUCCCCAGAACUUCCGUUUUCCCAUACCACCAGCAGCCCCAGGCCUGGGAAGGUCUGGAUCAAAAUUCAGAACACCUCCACCAUUCUUAUCUUGCUGGCCUCCACCCUUUCCAGCAGGACCACCGCUGAUUCCUCCUCCACCACCUAUGGGGCCAGAUUCUCCUGAGGAUGAUGAAGCAUUGGGAAGCAUGUUGAUAGCUUGGUACAUGAGUGGUUAUCACACUGGCUAUUACCUGGGUUUAAAACAGAGUCGAAUGGAAGCGGCCCUGGAGAGAGAAUCCUAUCAAAAAUAACUAAAUAUCCAUCACUGAUUUGAAUGAUUGUGUCAUGAUCCAAAUACAGAAUUAAUGAGAAGCAUCUGAGAUACUGCAGGUGUACCCACUGCUGAACAAUCAGUUUGGCAGCAGACUUCACCCCUUUCCCUUCAGGAAACUACAAAGUUGUUGCAACACUAAAGUUUCAUUGUAUAGUGAGUGAGGGUCAAUAAAGGUUCUCGUAGCUA
This is a messenger RNA of Oxyura jamaicensis (ruddy duck), 1076 nucleotides long. Its product is annotated as survival of motor neuron protein-like. The record is from RefSeq and is a predicted model, not a curated record. Gene Ontology annotation, cellular component: nucleus; cytoplasm. Lineage: Eukaryota; Metazoa; Chordata; Aves; Anseriformes; Anatidae. The transcript has 9 exons. Bases 73 to 867 code for a protein of 264 amino acids. Gene Ontology annotation, molecular function: RNA binding. Gene Ontology annotation, biological process: mRNA processing.